Molecule: messenger RNA, 1214 nt
Organism: Tripterygium wilfordii
Lineage: Eukaryota; Viridiplantae; Streptophyta; Magnoliopsida; Celastrales; Celastraceae
Product: F-box/kelch-repeat protein At3g18720-like
Exons: 2
Coding region: 38-1099 (353 amino acids)
Source: RefSeq, a predicted model, not a curated record
AUCUCGGCUGAAUGGGGCUUGUUAUACCAACAACUGAAUGAUGGCUGAUGGGUUGAUGGGUCUAGCCAGUGAAUUGUGGUCUGGAGUUUCUUUUUUUCAAAGGCAUCGAACGGACAACAAGUGGGAAACAAGAGUAGAACAUAAGAGGUCAAGCUGCUGGAAGAACACAUCUCAGUUAGUCUUUCAAAACCAGCAACUCAACUCUCGUUUCUUUUUGGAAGUCAUGGGAAGACUCUUUGUAAGCUCUAACGACAAUAAUAAGGAAUCUUUCACAAAACCACCACUCUUGUUCUUGCUAAGGGAAUUGAAUGGGGAAAACAAGCAUGGUUUUCUUGAUAUAGAGCAAGGAACCGUGGAAACGGUCAAGAUUGAGGAACUUGAUUUCGAAACUGAUUGCCUAGCAUCUGCUCAUGGUUGGUUAUUGAUGAGAUCGAAACCAACUGAAUCCCUCUUCUUUUUCAAUCCUCUAAAAAAGUCAAGAAUCGAUCUUCCGCGACGAAGCUCAAUGAUCACUGCUGCAAGCUUCUCUGCUCCACCAACUAGUUUGGAUUGUAGGGUUUUCAUUGUUGGGAAUUAUAAGGUUGAUACUUUACUUGUUAAUUACGAAAAGGUUUGGACUCGCUUCCCAUGCACAUUCUACUACAAGAUAUCAAUGUUCACGAGUUGCUGUAAUGAUUUCUUUUACUGUGUGGAUUAUGAUGGGGGAGUCAUGGAAUUCAAUGUCAAAUUUUCCUCUUGGAAGAGCUUUAAGAAGGAGAGCAAACUACGACUGCGGAUUUCAUCUGUGUUCGGAUUCAAUGGAAAAAUCUAUGCUUGUAAGAAAGAGAGGUCUGUUGUGAAAGUUUAUAGGUUGGAAUUGCAGGGAGAGUUUGUUGCUUGGGAGGAGGUAGAGGUGAAUGAGAUGGGCAGUGAUGUGAGCAUAUUCUUUAGUCCAUAUGGAUGCUGUGCUGUUUCAGGCUUGAAUGCAGGAUUACAGAAGAAGAUUGUGGUUGCCAUGGAUGAUCCUACGAGUAGGUGUUUGAUCGGUGAUGGUAGACAAUUUAAUACUCCAAACUUUGGCUGGAUUUAUACUCCAAUUUGGAUUGAAAGGGCAUGUUAGUUAGUAGAUUCUUUUAUUUAGUAUUUGAUGUAGUAGAUUUUAGCCUAUAAAUGAUGGGCUUUCCAUUAGAUCGAUCAAUUAUUUAUUAUUGAAUGUAGUAGAUUUUGUGAUAUUA